This is a messenger RNA of Pseudocercospora fijiensis CIRAD86, 1178 nucleotides long. RefSeq lists its product as uncharacterized. The transcript is spliced from 4 exons. NCBI's taxonomy places the organism in Eukaryota, Fungi, Ascomycota, Dothideomycetes, Mycosphaerellales, Mycosphaerellaceae. Bases 95 to 1129 code for a protein of 344 amino acids. Gene Ontology annotation, molecular function: dioxygenase activity. The record is from RefSeq and is a predicted model, not a curated record.
UUAUCUCAGCACUGAGAGUGAGCCCCAUCCUUUAGUCAAGCAUCGUCGUCGCCGCUACUCCUGCCAAGGCCGAAUCCGGGUCUACGGAGGUAGAAUGGGUCAAGGAGCAUAUUACCAUCCGGACGCGACACUUCAGACCACCGUAUCCGAGGCCAGCCUUGAGAUCCCUCUGAUCGACUUCUCGGCAUUCUUGUCGGGCGAUGCAGCCACCAAGAAGUCCACUGCACAGGCCAUACUCGCUGGCUUUCAGAAUGCCGGGUUUAUCUACUUGAGUAAUCACGGCAUUCCGGAUGACGAGCUCCGCAAUACCUUCUCAGAGUCCGCCAAGUUCUUCGCGAGGCCAUUCGCAGAGAAGGAUCAGCUCGCAUGGACUACUCCAGAGGCCAAUCGAGGCUACUCUCAAGCCGGCAGAGAGAAAACGACCAACGUUGAGGGUGCCGAUGACAUUGAGAAUGUUCGAGCACAAGAAGGCGCGGAUUUGAAAGAGUCCAUUGAGAUCGGCAAAGAGAAUGAGCCUGGCUUACCCAACCAAUGGCCUACUGAUGCCGCUGGCGCUGUGUUCCGCACGCAAAUGGUCAGGUUCUUCGACCUGUGCAAAGAUCUUCACGUCGAAAUCAUGCGGUCGAUCGCCGUGGGUCUUGGGAUUGAUGAGUUCUGGUUCGAUUCAUACUGUGACGCGGGCGACAACACUCUCCGCCUUUUGCACUAUCCUGAAGUCAAAGCCGAUGUCUUCAAGAAGAACGAUAAUCAAGUCAGAGCUGGAAGUCAUACUGACUACGGAUCAAUCACAUUGUUGUUCCAGGACAUGUCUGGUGGCCUCCAAAUACAAUCCCCCACAGGGAAAUUCGUCCACGCCACCCCCAUCGAAGGCACAGUAGUUGUCAAUGCUGGAGAUCUACUUGCAAGGUGGUCUAAUGAUACCAUCAAGAGCACAAUGCACAGAGUCGUGGAGCCUCCCAUUCCGUCUGAUACUUAUCCGGCGAGAUAUAGCAUCCCUUACUUCUGUCAUCCCAAUCAUGACCGCAUGAUCCACGCGAUUCCAGGCACGUAUAGCGCUGAGAAUCCUAUCAAGUAUGAACCUGUGCAUUGCGGUGAGCAUAUGGUUAAGAGGCUCAAGGCUACUUAUUAGAUUUUAUAGAUUCGAUGAAGUAAGGUAUAUGAACAAAUUUCACACCACC